CUCACAAGUUUCUACCAUCAGAGGCUCUUCGAACCACCAUUAGUCCAAAGACAUCCGCAAUGUCCAGCAUCAUCAUCCCGUCCCUCCUCCGCCCUAUCCUUGCCCUAAACGGCUGGACUUUGAUAAUGGAAAUCUGGAUGUACGCAACUCGCGUCCCAGCCAUCUCCCGGAUGCGCACCCCAAUCGACAGCACUACCACCCGCGAGGAGAUGAAUCGUAACAUUCCCGCCUCUGUCCGCUGGAAAGCAGACAACUUCAACAACCUCCUCGAGCAGCCGACGCAGUUUUACGCCGUAACGCUCGCUCUCGCGAUUGCGCAUCGCGGUGUGGAUGAUCCCACAGACCUUAAGCUGGCUUGGCUGUAUGUGGGAUUAAGGGUGUUGCAUAGUCUUGUGCAUGUUACCGUUAAUCGAAUUCCAGUGCGGUUCGCGAUUUUCGCGGCUAGUAGUGCGGUGCUGGGAGUUUUAACGGCCAGGGGGUUGAUGUUGGUUUUUUGAAGGACGGUUUCAGGUUCUUCCAGCGCAAUCUAUGUAUGUUUGCUACCUAGUAUUCAUAGGUAUAGGGAACCGGGGCGCUGCAAAGCCUCAUCGGGGGGACGUCGCUUGCGAAUUAAGCCUUCCUAUAUUAUCUGAGUCUCCCCCCCCCCAAACAAUUUGAAUUUACGUCA
Molecule: messenger RNA, 667 nt
Organism: Aspergillus nidulans FGSC A4
Lineage: Eukaryota; Fungi; Ascomycota; Eurotiomycetes; Eurotiales; Aspergillaceae
Product: MAPEG family protein
Exons: 1
Coding region: 60-497 (145 amino acids)
Cellular component (GO): membrane
Source: RefSeq, a predicted model, not a curated record